Dacryopinax primogenitus is the source of this 1076-nucleotide messenger RNA. RefSeq lists its product as uncharacterized. The transcript is spliced from 4 exons. Gene Ontology annotation, molecular function: transmembrane monodehydroascorbate reductase activity. The record is from RefSeq and is a predicted model, not a curated record. NCBI's taxonomy places the organism in Eukaryota, Fungi, Basidiomycota, Dacrymycetes, Dacrymycetales, Dacrymycetaceae. Bases 318 to 986 code for a protein of 222 amino acids.
UAUGGGAAAUGUGUACGAAUGAUCGAAGGUACUCAUAUCGCUUCCCUGAUGCUUCUGCUCCUUGUGGACGCACCGUGAACAGCGUGUGACGAAUUUGGGUGUUUGGGAUGAUACAUGGACUCGCCCUCCCUCCGUCACCAUAAUGAACGAAUCUCUGCCUCUCCGUAACCCAUUCCGAGGCACCUGCAACACAUAAAGAGCCGUUUCGUUCUGCAGCAAGGUAGUCCAGGUCCUACCCCCUGUUCCUCUCCGCUGGUCUGGUUUACGCCCACAUUCGCCCAGGUCAAUCACGAGCUUCACGAUCACGCUUAUCAGAAAUGCCGCACAAUAACAACUUCCUCGACUUGCACGACAAGUUGGAGAUCUCCCACGCCCUCUUAUCAUCUGUCUGCGCGUUCUUCCUCGUCCCUGCCGCCCUCAUUACCGCUCGGUACAUGCGCAACAACCCAGUGUGGUACAAGAUUCAUUGGAUCCUCAAUGUCGCCGUGACCCUGAUCAUAACGGCAUGCUUCGUCAUGGGUGUCAAGUCGAUCAACGGGAAUCAGAUCGGCGGGAAGAAGUCGGACACUCACCACCGGUUCGGUCUCGUCGCUUUCUUCCUUGUCGUCACGCAGACCCUCAUAGGCAUCGCCGUCCACUUCACCCGCGCUGGUGGACCCCCUCCCGGUCUUCCCGCGCCUGGCAAGCACUGGUCUCGCUACUUCCACGCGUUCAUGGGCAUUUGCACCGCAGGAACACUGUUCGCAGCGAUCUACAGCGGAAUGCACGAAUGGACAAAGUCCUCGGAUGACGGCACUGUCACUCCCACGGCCAUACGCGUUGUAUUCUGGAUCCUGCUUGGCGCUAUCAUCAUCCCCGCGUACUUCCUCGGCUUCUACUUCCGUCGGGGCACCUGGAAGGGAAAGGGGCCUGAGACGAAGGCUGCCGCGGAUGCGUCGGAAGAGUCUGUCGAAGAGAAGGACAGGGAUGCUAUCGAAGCUGCUUAGUGUUGAUUUGGUUCUGCAAUUGUGAUCAAAAUGUAAUGGUAUUCAUGUUGCCGAGGAGAGCGGACAUAUGCAUGUGCCUUUGAAGACAGG